AUGUCCAAGGAUGAGACUUCCAAAGAGCUUCAAAAGCUAAACAUUGGCCCUGCUCUCAGCUUGGGUGAAAGCAGCAAAGAAGUGUCAAAACUGAUUCGCAACCUGAAGCAGAAAGGUCCCGUGCACGCGGUGAUCUGUGAUAUGUCCCCUUUGCGCAUUCCGCGAGCUUGGGUGGUGGGUGGGAUGCUCAGUGCGGCCCGAGAAGAGAUGGGUCAGAACGACCCAGAACUGGCGGUUUGCGUUGGGAAGGAGCUGAAGAAGCUAAAUGUUCCUCUGAUUCAGGUGGAUGCUCACAAUGUUGUGCCAGUCUGGGAGGCCUCGGACAAGCAGGAGACCGGCGCGCGCACCCUGCGCCCAAAGAUCAAGAAAAUGCUGAAGGCAUCCAAAGGGAGCAGCGGUCAAAUCCAAAGGAUGCAGGUAAAAGGUCAGCCUAAGCUCAGUGGUAAGACUGCACCAUUUGGCUCCUUCGUUGGUGUCGACAUGCUGCUUCCCCCCAUCGGUGAGCGUGGCAAAGGGGACUCGCGCAGCCCAUCGAGGAGCCCCAGCCCGGGCCCUGAGCCGGCCGAGCGCUCCUCCUUCAAGGCAACGCAGCUGAAGAAGCAAAUCAAGGCCAAGUUCCAUGAACUGGAUGUGAACAAGGACGGCGCCUUGAGUUUGGAAGAGCUGACCACCUUCUUGUGUUGCCUUUCGUCGAAGCUGACGAAGGAUGACGUCUAUGAGAUUUUCAGGAGAAUGGAUCGCAAUCGAGACGAACUGGUGCAAUUUGAUGAGUUUGUGGACUUCAUCUUCACCUCGGACAUGGACAAGAACCCUCGGCUGCUGGCGGAUGUGGAGGCUGCAGCUCAGCGUCAGGAGGGACACGUCAUGGACCUGUUGGAGAAGAACUCCGGAAGUGCGCACAAGGAACGUGCCUUGGCCCAGAAAGCGGGUCGCGAGCGCCUGGGCCAGCUACAUGGGAGCUACAGCUUCAGUUGGCAGAUGGACGAAGAAAUGGAGUCGGUCUUGCUGGAACUCAGCAGCGAUGGGAGCUACAAAUGUCAGAUCGUCUCCCAACUGGGUGUGGGCAUGACAGACACUGAGACAUCCAAAGGAGCCUGGGAGGUAUCUGCAACCGAGCAUGAGCUCCUCCUGUACAAAGAGGGUUCCACGGGCACAGUACAGCGGCUGCGCUUGGACGACUUUGGGGACCUGGAUCUGGGGACUGAGGGAGCCUUGUCCAAGCAGCGUUGGCUGCUGCGUAGGGAUGGCUACCUGGACUGAGCCGAACUUCGGUGCUUCAAAGAUACAGAGAUCAUAGAGCGUCG
Molecule: messenger RNA, 1304 nt
Organism: Cladocopium goreaui
Lineage: Eukaryota; Dinophyceae; Suessiales; Symbiodiniaceae
Source: the annotation of a GenBank genome assembly